Molecule: messenger RNA, 381 nt
Organism: Staurois parvus
Lineage: Eukaryota; Metazoa; Chordata; Amphibia; Anura; Ranidae
Source: the annotation of a GenBank genome assembly
AUGGCUCGUACCAAGCAGACCGCCCGUAAGUCCAGCGGAGGGAAAGCUCCCCGCAAGCAGCUGGCCGCCAAAGACGCCCACAAGAGCGCCCCAGCCACCGGCAGAGUAAAGAAGCCUCACCGCUACAGGCCGGGCAUCAAAUCCACCAAGCUGCUCAUCCGCAAGCUGCCCUUCCAGCGUCUUGUCCGAGAGAUCGCCCAGGACUUCAAGACUGACCUGCGCUUCCAGAGCUCCACCAUCAUGGCUCUGCAGGAGGCCGCAAGGAGGGCCCUGAUCCUUGGAGCUUACAAGCUAGGACUACACUAUCACUUAAAGGGGGUGAGGGGAUGUGGAGGAUCCAGUUCUGUGCACAUCAGGUCUUCUGAGCCCAAGAGAAGAUAG